Molecule: messenger RNA, 1368 nt
Organism: Saccharomyces cerevisiae S288C
Lineage: Eukaryota; Fungi; Ascomycota; Saccharomycetes; Saccharomycetales; Saccharomycetaceae
Gene: THP1
Product: Thp1p
Exons: 1
Coding region: 1-1368 (455 amino acids)
Cellular component (GO): nuclear envelope
Molecular function (GO): double-stranded DNA binding; RNA binding
Source: RefSeq, marked reviewed
AUGGACAUGGCCAACCAGUUGCUAGAUGAAUUAGCACAUGGAAAUUUUUCCCACCUAACGCUAAACUUGUCCCAAAAUGGUAGGGAAAUUGCUAUCUUACAGAAGCAAUUGACCGGAUUUGAUGAUAAACAGCUAGAAACGUUUGUAGAACAACACCCGGCUAUGCCCAAUGAUACGAGAUUCAAAAUCAUGUGUACAUCCUUUUUAAAUUAUGCCCGAGAUGUCGACCCAUGGUCAGCCUGGUCCAGUUCGGAUCUAAUUUUUGAGUUUUAUCAAUGUUUAAUCAACUGUCUCAUCAACGACAAUGCUCCUCACAUAGAAAUGUUGAUACCAGUAGCAACUAGAGAAACAGAAUUUAUCAUCAAUCUCGCUGGGAAACUAGACUCUUUCCACUUGCAACUGCAUACGAGAAGUCACCAAUUUCUAUCACAUAUAUCGUCCAUCCUAUCAAGACUAUUUAACAGCAUCAAACCUCCACGAGGUAACGCAUCUUCUACAAAUAUACCUGGAAAACAACGAAUACUGCUCUACCUGGUCAAUAAACUAAAUAACAUCUACUUCAGGAUCGAGUCACCGCAAUUAUGUUCCAAUAUCUUUAAGAACUUUCAGCCAAAAAGCAUGCUUGCACAUUUCAACGAAUACCAGCUCGACCAGCAAAUAGAAUACAGAUAUCUAUUAGGAAGGUACUACUUGUUGAACUCUCAAGUACAUAAUGCCUUCGUUCAAUUCAAUGAAGCUUUCCAGUCCUUAUUGAACUUGCCGUUAACGAACCAAGCGAUCACUAGGAAUGGCACCAGAAUACUAAAUUACAUGAUCCCUACAGGGCUGAUACUGGGAAAGAUGGUCAAAUGGGGACCGUUGCGACCGUUCCUUUCCCAAGAAACAAUUGAUAAUUGGAGUGUUCUCUACAAACACGUACGUUAUGGGAAUAUUCAAGGCGUGAGUCUCUGGCUGAGACAAAACGAGCGUCAUUUGUGUGCAAGACAGUUACUGAUCGUGCUCCUAGAGAAACUGCCCAUGGUAACGUACAGAAAUCUGAUUAAAACGGUAAUAAAGUCCUGGACCACCGAAUGGGGUCAGAACAAAUUACCGUACUCCUUGAUAGAACGGGUACUACAGCUAUCUAUUGGUCCGACAUUCGAGGAUCCCGGCGCCCAGGAAAUUACCAUUUAUAAUGGCAUUCACUCCCCCAAGAACGUCGAAAACGUACUUGUGACACUGAUUAACUUGGGACUUUUACGCGCAAACUGUUUCCCACAGUUACAACUGUGUGUAGUGAAAAAGACUACAAUGAUACAAGAGAUUGUUCCGCCGGUUAAUGAACGAAUCACCAAGAUGUUUCCUGCCCAUUCUCACGUUCUUUGGUGA